AUGGCGUCAGAAUCGCUCAACUCGUCCCAAGAGGACAUACAUGGGCGUCACCAACGCGCAGGUGGACACAAUACUGAGAGGAUAUCGGGAACUCCAUAUGCUGCUCAAGCUGCUGCUGGCGCGGCUGCGGCGCGUGCGUUUUUCCCGUUGGGAUACCGGGAAGGCUUCAGCCAAUGGUGGGCUCGGUUACCUGCAGCUGCUGCCGAACACAAAGUACUCUCUUAUCUGCCUUACUUGCAUCACCAGCCCCCCACCCAUCUCCAGACUGGAAAAACAGCAGAGCUCCCCGAUGGCACUACUCCGACGAGUCUUGAGAGUACAGACCCUAAUCAGCUGGGUGAAGUCACGACCAAUUCCCUUGAUGACCCCUAUGGCCCUCGCCGGUGGCGCUCAAGCAUGGUAGAAUUGAGUGGGCAAGACCGCGCGCUCAAUGAGUUCUCAGUGGAGAGGGUCGGCGAGGAAGCAGACCAACAUUUAGUCAUGCUCCACGGUUAUGGUGCCGGACUUGGAUUCUUUUAUAAAAACUUUGAACCACUGAGUCGGCUGAAGGGAUGGCAGCUCCAUGCAUUGGACAUGCUAGGCAUGGGCCGGAGUACUCGACCCGCAUUCAAAAUCAAGGCAAAGGAAAGAGAAGACGCCAUCAGGGAGGCCGAAGCUUGGUUCGUAGAUGCCCUGGAGGAAUGGCGCAUCAAACGCAAGAUUGAUCGCUUUACUUUGCUUGGACACAGUCUUGGCGGGUACAUGGCGGUUGCCUAUGCGCUCAAAUACCCUGGCCAUCUAAACAAGCUUAUCUUGGCGUCUCCAGUUGGCAUCCCGGAGGACCCAUACGCUGUUACUGCAGAUGUGGCCGAGCCUCCGGCGUCAACAAUGACCAACGAGCUUACUCAAGAUCAGCGAGAUAUUACUUCAUCUACUACCAUCCCGGAAACAGUACCAAAUACAACCGACGGUAGCUUUAUCACUGGGAGACUACCACCCCAAGGCGAUUCCGCCCCACCUCCACGACGGAACCUCCCUAAAUGGUUAUCGUAUUUGUGGGAUGCCAAUAUCUCCCCCUUCAGUCUGGUGCGAUGGGCUGGUCCUUUAGGCCCACGUCUCGUGUCCGGAUGGACUUCUCGUCGAUUCUCCCACCUACCAGCCGAGGAAGCUAAGGCACUCCACGACUAUUCAUACUCGAUCUUCAGUCUUCGUGGCAGUGGUGAGUAUGCGCUAGCAUACAUUCUUGCCCCCGGCGCUUUCGCUCGCAGUCCUCUGAUCCACCGUGUCCACAGCCUCGGGAGACAAUUGAUCCAAGACACAAGUGCUCUCCCUCAUCCCAUUGCUGCCGCCACCACUUCGUCAACGCCCUUUGAGAAUACGCCAUCAUCUACAGCAGCUCCUUCAUCUGACUCUAUGGCACCCCCUCGGCGCGAGAAGGGUUUUCCCGUGGUAUUCAUGUAUGGUGACCAUGACUGGAUGGAUGUCUCAGGUGGUCAUGCUGCUGCUGCUAAAUUGGACCAAGAAAAGCGCAAAGUUCUAGAAAAGGCCACUCCAGAGGAGAAGCGUACCGACGAAGGUUCCUCUAAAGUGGUCGUUGUGAAGAAGGCUGGUCAUCAUUUGUAUCUUGAUGGCUGGGAGGAGUUCAACAGUGUCGUGCUCGCCGAGAUGGAAGAAGUCAAUCAGAGGGAGAGAAGCCGACAGUCAUGA
Molecule: messenger RNA, 1686 nt
Organism: Penicillium griseofulvum
Lineage: Eukaryota; Fungi; Ascomycota; Eurotiomycetes; Eurotiales; Aspergillaceae
Product: putative alpha/beta hydrolase
Exons: 2
Coding region: 1-1686 (561 amino acids)
Biological process (GO): cardiolipin acyl-chain remodeling
Cellular component (GO): mitochondrial inner membrane
Molecular function (GO): A2-type glycerophospholipase activity
Source: RefSeq, a predicted model, not a curated record